AUGGUAAGGCAACCAACUGGAACGAUCAGUUCACCAGUAUAGGUCUUUAGUACGGUGGUUGUUUUCUCUAACUUCUUGUCGCGAAAUCUUUCCAAGAACAUGUCAUAUGGCAAAAUGGACACGGCCGAUUACAUUUUUCCUAAAAAUCAGCUAUUUGCAUGCUUAAUUAAUGCAUUUGCCUAAUUUGCAUAUGUCAGCAAUAUGCAAAUUAGGUAAAGGCAUUAAUUAAGCAUGCGAAAGGCUGACUUUUUAGAACAAAAUGAAUAGUUAAAGGCUUAAACUAAACCAAAUUGUCUGAAAUUUUGUACAGUAAUUAAAAACCCGACAAAUUUUCCAUCUAUUAACUCAAAAUAUGAUUACAGCUUUUAAAUUUUGUGCGCGAGCCAUUUUUAGUUUGUUGGGAAAGACACACCCCCCUGGUUCACAGAAUUUGAGUUCGAGAAAUUUUUUUCAUUAUUUUACAUUAUAAGUACCCAAAGAAGCUAUAUAUAUAAAAAACCGGAUACAAAUAGCUGUUUUGCGAAAUUGAGAGCAAUUUUAAAUCUGUUCAGUUUCAGUUUUCAUACACCCUGUAUAAUAAAACGAUUUUUAUUCUAAUUUUAAGGUAAAUAUUCCAUUCAUGAUUCUCAUUGAUUUCAGAACCGCGUUAGCCGCUAUAGCCUUACUUUUUUGCUGUUUUUUGCCCACUUAUGAAAAAUGACAUAAGUGGCUAAAAAUGGACGAAAAGUUAAGGCUAUAGCCUUACUUUUUUGCUGUUUUUGGCCCACUUAUGAAAAAUGACAUAAGUGGCUAAAAAUGGACGACAAGUUAAGGCUAUAUAGCCUUACUUUUUUGUUGUUUUUGGCCCACUUAUGAAAAAUGACAUAAGUGGCUAAAAAUGGACGAAAAGUUAAGGCUAUAGCCUUACUUUUUUGCUGUUUUUGGCCCACUUAUGAAAAAUGACAUAAGUGGCUAAAAAUGGACGAAAAGUUAAGGCCAUAGCCUUAAUAUUUUGCUGUUUUUUGUGUCAUAGAGUGUGGGAAUGGGUAUUUUCAGGUAGGGUGAGGACAAGGUUGCUAACGGUGAGGACAAGGUUCCUGACGGUGAGGACAAGGUUCCUGACGGUGAGGACAAAGUUGCUGACGGUGAGGAGAAGAAUCCUGACGGUGAGGACAAGGUUGCUGACGGUGAGGACAAGGAUCCUGACGGUGAGGACAAGGUUCCUGACGGUGAGGACAAGGUUCCUGACGGUGAGGACAAGGUUGCUGACGGUGAGGACAAGGUUGCCGACGGUGAGGACAAGGUUCCUGGCGGUGAGGACAAAGUUUCUGGCGGUGAGGACU
Molecule: messenger RNA, 1322 nt
Organism: Paramuricea clavata
Lineage: Eukaryota; Metazoa; Cnidaria; Anthozoa; Malacalcyonacea; Plexauridae
Source: the annotation of a GenBank genome assembly